UUGGAGUGAAGGGUGCAGGGAACGGUACCGAUGGCUCCUCGGUACGCACCGAGUCUGCGGUCCCGUCUGGCACCGCUGCUGCUCUUACUGCAGAUCGGCUUCAUCGUCAUAUAUGCCCUUUACGUUGAGAUCGGAAGCAAUAUAAAAGCAGAUGGGACCACCUUCAGCAGCUCUUACCCAGAGUUCCAGGAUGUGAAUGUGAUGGUGAUUCUAGGUUUUGGCUUCUUGGGCACUUUUCUUGUGCGGUAUGGCUACAGCGCCACUGGAUUCAACCUCCUCGUAGCCGCCAUGGCCACCCAGUGGGCCGUCAUACUCAAUGGGAUGGAGCUCUGGUAUUACAGGGGAAAGAUCAGGGUAGAUUUGAGAAGCUUGGUGGUAGCUGAGAUGUGCGCGGCCUCGGCCCUCAUUUCAAUCGGAGCCUUGCUGGGGAAGACCAACCCGGUGCACCUCGUCUUCAUCGCCCUGCUGGAGGUGUCAGGAUUCGUCCUGAAUCGAUGGCUCCUCCAGACUCUGCUGAUGGUCCCGGCGGUGAACAGCAUCAUGCUGCUUCACACCUUCGGGGCCUUCUUUGGACUCGCGCUGACCUGGAUCCUGUUUCGGAAAGGAUCCCUGCAGCCUUUUGAAAAGGAGAAGUUUGACCGCCAAGCAGGAUUAUUCUCCAUGUUGGGGUCUGUGUUUCUCUGGAUGUUCUGGCCCAGUUUUAAUUCAGUUCUCGUGGACCACCGCAGUCCGGGGAGGAAGCUGGGGGCCGUGUGCAGCACCUACCUGGCCCUGGCUGUCAGCGCCGUCACAGCAGCAGCUGUGUCUGUGCUCUCCAGCCCCAAGGGGAAGCUCCACCCGAUCCACAUGCAGUCAUGCAUCCUUGCCGGGGGCGUUGCUGUCGGGGUCUCCAUGUCAGCGGUCCAUCAGCCAUGGGAAGCCAUGACAAUCGGAUUCACUGCUGCUGUUCUGUCGACCAUUGGAUCCCGAUACCUCAAGACGCACAUGCUUCUUGCAUUCGAGUGCCAUGACACCCGUGCUCUCCUGAGCACUCACGGACUCCCCGGCCUCCUGGGAUGGCUGGCCCACCUCCUCCUGCAGAUAAAAGCCUGCGAUGACCCCACGGUGGCGGUCCGGUUUGCCGUAUUGCACAUUUGCUCUCUCCUCAUCACCAUCAGUCUGAGUCUGUGCCUGGGCCUCAUGACCGGGCUCCUACUCAAGUGGAACUUCUGGAGACCGCCUCAAGACAACAAAUGUUUUGAUGACCAGGCUUUCUGGGAGUUUCCCCAUCUUGCCGUGAAGAAGUAAGAGGACGGAAAAGGAAGUGGACCAAGGUGGAUUCCAGAAGAACAAACUAUUUCUGGUGUGAGGUAUAUCAGUUCAUACAGUUUCUCUUACUUUAACGCAAAGUCGCUAGUAGAUUUUUUUUUCUGAUGCGAGAAAGAUUGGGAUACAAAUUAAAUUAAAUCAAACUCUGGUUGGAACUGUGGAAGCAUG
This is a messenger RNA of Pseudoliparis swirei, 1476 nucleotides long. RefSeq names its product Rh blood group, D antigen (gene rhd). Gene Ontology annotation, cellular component: plasma membrane. Bases 31 to 1287 code for a protein of 418 amino acids. The transcript is spliced from 10 exons. NCBI's taxonomy places the organism in Eukaryota, Metazoa, Chordata, Actinopteri, Perciformes, Liparidae. Gene Ontology annotation, molecular function: ammonium channel activity. Gene Ontology annotation, biological process: ammonium transmembrane transport; ammonium homeostasis. The record is from RefSeq and is a predicted model, not a curated record.